CAUAAUGAAAAGAAAUUAGGGCUUUUGUGCUCGUUGCCAUUCGUUGAUCGGUCAAAGGAAAAGAACGGAUCGAAGGCAAGACAAAACGAACGCUUUCGGUGGUCCAUCUACCGAGCAAAGAAGAAGAAAUACGGGAUCGAAAUCAUAAGAAGGAAACACGAGGGUGGCGGCUCUGCAUCGGUGUCCUUGCUCGUCGCAGCUCACGAAGAAGACCAAAGGAAGAAGAAGCUCGCAUGCGGCUAAUCUGGAUGUUUUGGUCGAUUGAUCGCGAAGGGAGUGUCUCAGGGGGUCGACGGGGCCGAAGUGACAGAGGGAAGAGCAGAGAGGCUGCGCUCUUUCUGUCUGGUAGCACGGGGCGAAAGGGAAAGAGAUUAAGUGGUUUUUGGAUCGAGGGUUUGGUGUGGCUAAGAGGUUGCGAAGGGAAGGAAAAGGAGAACAGAAGCAGCGGUGCUUUUGGUGGUCUCGAAAUCAACCUAAGUGGGCGUUUGGGUUUGAUAUUUGGCAGGAAAGAAGGAAGAAGAACGAUGGUGAUGAGAUUAUCUUGUUGCUUGCAAUCGAUGGGAAGAAGAAAACAGGGCUGCCUCUUCUUGACUUUCACAGGGAAAGAAGAAGCAAACUAGAGGUAUAAGAGUUUACGGGAAGUUUUGGAUGUUGGAUUUCUUUUGUGUAUGGUUUUGUAUAAAAAUAUUCAAUUUGUGUGUAAAAUUGGGUGUGAUGAAAUGUGAAAGUAAAGUCAUGGUUUUUGGCUAUCAAUUUAGUGUACCUUGAGUCAAUUUUGCAAACAUUGUUUUGGUUUAAUGAUUCAUGUAUUUGUAGAGAUUUAAGCAAUGUAUUUGUGAUGAUUUGGUAUGUAUUUAUGUAUGCAUUGAUGUAUUAUUCGAGGUUUUUGUA
Lactuca sativa (garden lettuce) is the source of this 891-nucleotide messenger RNA. RefSeq lists its product as uncharacterized. The record is from RefSeq and is a predicted model, not a curated record. NCBI's taxonomy places the organism in Eukaryota, Viridiplantae, Streptophyta, Magnoliopsida, Asterales, Asteraceae.